ACAAUAUGCGUGGAGCCAUAGGAUCUUUUAACAUGCUCGAGAUAGGUGUGGUGUUACUCAAACACGGACCGAGAGGACGUUCUUAGCCAAAGAUAGGUAACAUUACUUGACUGUGUUCACCUGAGUCAAGCCAGUGUAAAUUGCCUUUCCCCAAAGGCACAGCAUAUUGGAGCUAGUCUAGUAGGGAUUUGAAACCAGAAUCUUUAGAUUCCUUGGAAGUCAACAACUCUAACCAAAAGGCCACCUUGCCAUCUUUGAUCAAUGAAGACUUGACGGAAACUAUCCAACCAUCGGCGAGUAAAACUCUCACCCAAAGCCACGGUCGUGUCAACAGCGGGCAUUGACCUUUAAGUUUCGGUACGUCACAGGUGUGGUGACGUCAAAUCAGGAAGUGAGAUCGCAAACAGCAAUGGCGACUGCUUCUUUCUCGGAGAAAGUCAGCGACGACUUCAUUCAGUGUACGAUCUGUUGCUACAACUUUAAGAAGCCGAAGGUUCUUCCCUGCUUGCACACCUUCUGUGCGCACUGUUUACAGGAAUGGGUCCAGAAGAACGAUGACAACACCUUUCCGUGUCCCACCUGUCGUGAGCAAGUUCAUUUGCCCGAAAAUGGCGUCGAGGGUCUAAAGGACAACUUUUUCCUCGCCAGCCUGGUGAAAGCCGUGACAGAGCACCACAAGGUUCGCCACGGGCAGGAUGGCCUCCUCUGCACCACUUGUGACGAAGGGAAGCCUGCCACGUCCAGGUGUUCGGAGUGUGCUGAGUUUCUGUGCGAAAGUUGUGAGUCGGCACAUCGUCUUCAGAGAGCUACCAAGGGCCACACUCUCUUCACGUUUGAGGAACUGAAGACGGGCAAAUAUGACGGCGUCUUCAAGACAAGGAAAGCUCCACCGUGUCCCAAACAUUCAGGAGAGAUCCUGAAGCUCUACUGUAGGACAUGUGAGACUCCGAUAUGCAACGAAUGCGCCUUGUUUGAACACAGGGACUCACAGCACGACCUCAAGCGCAUUGAAGAGGUGGCCGCUGAGAAGAGAAAGACAAUCUUAGAUCUCACACCUCAUUGCCUGGCCCGAAAGCACUUCUUCCAACGGACAGAAGAAGUUCAAAACCGCCUGAAGGAACAACUUCAGAUAAAUACAGCGAGGGCUCGUCAGAACGUCCACAAAACUGUGCAAACUUUGAUUGCCCUGGUUAAUGAAGAAGGAGAGAGGCUUUUAACAUGUAUUGACACAGAGGAAGCAUCCAGGACAAAACAGAUAGAAGCAGAGAUAGAGGGAGCGCAGAUCAGUCUGGCGAGCGCCAAGAGUACGUGUGAGUUUGCAGAGACUCUAGCUAGGGAGGGAGGCGACUACGAAGUUGUGUCUUUCUCACAGGAUUUGACGGCUAGACUGAACGACUUGACCAAACCACCUGCCGACACUGUAAACUUUGGACUGGCAAACAUCGCGGUUGAUUACUCUGUGAUGGGGCGCAAGUUAAAACAAAACGUCCCGCCACCUCCAAAAUACUUAAUGCAAAAAUCAACGGAGAGAGAACUACGUUCUCUGCUGAAGUUGAAAGGAGUAUCGCAAAGUCGGACGAGCUCCGGAUCCAGAACAGGUCUUGGUCCGAAACAAAACGGGCGUGGAAGUCUGAAAGGCAACCAACCCCAUGGGACAAUGGAACAUUACAUCAAUCAGUCAGCAUGGGGUUUUCCUGGCAGCAUUAAGAUCCACUACAUCUUCCCCAGUGGUAUACAAGGGCCGGAGCAUCCAAAUCCUGGAAAGACGUACAGUGGAACAUCGCAGACAGCCUACCUUCCAAACAAUAAGGAGGGCCAUGAGGUUCUAAAACUCCUACAGCAAGCCUUUAACAAGGGUCUAGUCUUCACCAUUGGCAUAUCAGAGAUUGCAGGAUGGAAUGAUACUUAUUUGGCAACAGUGAGGGAGCAACUUGCUGCAAAGGGCAUCAAGUAG
Branchiostoma floridae (Florida lancelet) is the source of this 1954-nucleotide messenger RNA. RefSeq names its product E3 ubiquitin-protein ligase TRIM56-like. NCBI's taxonomy places the organism in Eukaryota, Metazoa, Chordata, Leptocardii, Amphioxiformes, Branchiostomatidae. The record is from RefSeq and is a predicted model, not a curated record. The transcript has 3 exons. Gene Ontology annotation, cellular component: nucleoplasm; chromatin. Bases 410 to 1954 code for a protein of 514 amino acids. Gene Ontology annotation, molecular function: zinc ion binding; ubiquitin-protein transferase activity. Gene Ontology annotation, biological process: positive regulation of DNA-templated transcription.